Messenger RNA from Exophiala bonariae, 2247 nucleotides. RefSeq lists its product as uncharacterized. Gene Ontology annotation, molecular function: osmosensor activity. Gene Ontology annotation, biological process: signal transduction involved in filamentous growth; establishment of cell polarity; hyperosmotic response. The transcript has a single exon. Gene Ontology annotation, cellular component: extracellular region; plasma membrane; cell surface. The record is from RefSeq and is a predicted model, not a curated record. The coding region runs from base 1 to 2247 and encodes 748 amino acids. Lineage: Eukaryota; Fungi; Ascomycota; Eurotiomycetes; Chaetothyriales; Herpotrichiellaceae.
AUGAAGAUUACAUUGAUUACACUGUUUUCAGCGGCGGUUGCUGCUUCUCUCGCCGAGGCUGUCCCGGCACACCAUCCCAAAAGAGAUGUAUUGAGAAAGCCCAAAUACUAUUUCCCGCAAGUGGUCAAGAGACAGGUGACUGGCACCAACUCGACCGAUUCCUCCAGCAACGCGGACUCGGGCUUGGGCUCUAUCAUUUCGACCAUCGCAGACGUUAUCUCUAACGUAGCCUCCGACAUUGCCGGAGACACUUCUACCAAGACAGAUGCGACGACGACCGGCACCAAAACCGAUUCUGCAACCGUUACUCCCAACCCUGCGGCAACCUCGUCCGUAGCCACCAGUUCCGAUAUUACACUGGGCCGAGACACGGUGAUUACGGAUACCGCGACCACUACAGACAAGGCAACGAGCACCAGCACCCAAGAUCCGAACGCGGCCCUAUCAUCCGCUAGUGAUGCUGCUUCUUCUAUACUGGACGUUGCGAGCUCCAUUCAAUCCGUUGCAUCAACAGCCUCGGAUCUGGCCUCGAUUUCCUCGGCACUGUCUUCGGCUCAGGCGGCAGCCUCCUCAAUUGCCUCAGAUGCAAGCAAGGCAGACGAGGCCCUGACCUCGACCGAUACAACAACAAGCCUGCCAACGGGUUCGGAUAUCCUGGACACAACCACCGCCACUCCCUCUGCGAGCGCAACAAUCACGCCUCCACCGGACACCACCAGCAAUACGGCCUCACAGACCCAGUCUCGCUCAGAUGACAAUACGGCGUCCGACGACAACAACCCCAUUACAACAACACCAACGGCCACACCCACUGACAAGCCAAGUGACCCUAUUUCCACAACACCGACAACACCGCCUGUCGACACACCCACGGACAACCCGAUCACCACUACGCCGACAACAACGCCGACCGUAGUCACAGACCCUCCGAUCACCACAACGCCAACCAUAGUCACGGAUCCCCCGAUCACCACGACGCCGACCACGACGCCAACCGUAGUCACAGACCCUCCGAUCACUACUACGCCGACCAUAGUCACGGAUCCCCCAAUCACCACGACUCCAACCACGACACCCACAGGGCCCACCGAUUCACCGAUCACCACGACACCGACUCCUGACCCAGGCAAUAAUAACAACGACACCGUGUCAACACCACCUCCUGUUAGCACAACGCCCACGCUGACUCCGGAAACGCUGCCAACUGAGACACCCACCACACCCCCGGCGUUUGCAGGAAACUUGACAAGCACAGACCCGGUCACCACGCUUCCAACCACCUCGGCUCCUCCUACAAACACCAUCCAACCGACUGGAACGGAUUCCAUGACCACUUUGAUCCCAGAUUCGAGUAUCAUCACUGCAACUUCGACUGCUCCUACAUCCGGAUCAUCUUCGACCAGCGCAGCUGUCAUCCCGACUUCUCUCCCCAGUGUCAUUCAACCGGAAGGAGGUAUUCCCCCAGCACCGGAGAAUUCCACUCUGAUCCAACUCGGGUUCACCUAUGGUCUCAACUACCAAUUCGUGGUGUCUUCUACAACAGCUGUCUCCCAAAUCUUCUCUUUCAUUCCUCCGGGGGUUGGCGGUGGAUUGGACUUGACCCUGGACGAUGUUGUGAUGCAAUAUCUUCAACCUUACAAUACAUUGGACACCGUUGGCUAUAUCACAACACUUGCAAUGGCGUAUAUACCCGAAAGCAAGGUUGAUCUGCUCUCUGUGCUCAUCUUGAAUCCAAACUCGGGUCUUUUCCACAAUGAUAACCCUUCGGUCACAACAUUGAUGAGCAUGAUUGACCCUUCUAUUCCAAUAUUGGCCGGCUCUACUAUGCGCAAUGGUGGAACUCCCGUCAACUCUGCAAACAAUCCAGCCACCACCUCGGGCGCUGGCUCCGACGAUGGUGGAGCCCCAGGCUCCAGUGACACUAGCUCCGGAGUUCGACCAUCUUCUGUUGGAAUUGCUGUUGGUGCAGUUGCUGGCGCAACAGUCUAUGGAGCAGCCAUGUUUCUCGUUGCGAGACGAUACAAGAAAAAGAAGGCAGGCCACCAAAGAUCAAGCAGCCUCCACUCCGGCGCCAGCAGUCGCCCAGGCGAGCAGUCCAAUUUAAUGAUUGCAGGUGGUCGUGGCAGCUACGGUACUAGAACAAAUGGUCGAACGUCACGCAAUAGCGAUCAUAGUAACUCAAACCGCAGCGGACGUACCUAUAUCAGUCCGCCUGUGAUGGCUGAGAACAGCCUGGGAUGGAACUGA